Molecule: messenger RNA, 243 nt
Organism: Clunio marinus
Lineage: Eukaryota; Metazoa; Arthropoda; Insecta; Diptera; Chironomidae
Source: the annotation of a GenBank genome assembly
AUGCAUAAUUUUGGUAACUCAUUGACCCUUGUUAGAAGUUUCUACAAUCAUUACAUUGCAUUUAAGAAACGACCAUUUGAUUGCGGCUUUGAAGGAAGCUUGAGAAAAGAUUUAAAUAUUCAGAUGGGUUUUGUGCUUAAGGAAAAUGUCACUAAAUGUUGGAUCCCACAAUCAAAAAGAAUUAAACUUCAAUUACAUACUUUGAACCCAUCAUCGCCUUCUAACCGACAGCCAAAGCAAUAA